This is a messenger RNA of Insectozyma verbasci, 2997 nucleotides long. Lineage: Eukaryota; Fungi; Ascomycota; Pichiomycetes; Serinales; Debaryomycetaceae. The record is from the annotation of a GenBank genome assembly.
AUGUCAUCAUCACAAGAUUCAUCAAUUAGUGGUAAAUCAAAAUAUAAGUCAAUUGAUCCAAAUAAAUUUACAUCAGUAAUGUCAAGAAAUAAAAAAGGUAAAAUAAAUAUAAAUGGUAAAUUUAAUCCAAUUAAUAAUUUAACUCCAAAGAAAAUAGAAAUACCGAAAGAAGAUUACCCAAAUAAUUCGCCAAAUAAUUCAUCGCCCAUGACAGAACCAAAACCUAGAAAGACAUUAUUAUCUACUACAUUCUUUAAAGAUUCAGAUAAUGAUUCAAAUGAUUCAAAUGAUUCAAAGGAUUCAGAUAUUUCGAUAAAUCAUAAAUUAGAAAAAACAAAAUUGAAUAGAGAAAGAUUAGCCAAUUUGAAUGAUAACCAACAUACUGAUAAAAUUUUAGAUUGUUUUGGAAAUUUAAUUUCAAUUGAACAAAAUCAAUUAAGUGAUUAUCCAGUAGCAUUUAUUGAAAUUAAAUCAUUUACAAAAUCAAAAGAUAAAAAAAUUUAUCGUACAAAUCAAUUAAAUUCAUAUACUUUACAAAUUUCAAAAAAUGGAAAUUGGUUAAAUAUAAGUAAUAAAAAUAAACCGGUGGACAAUUUUGUGAUUAAUAUUGAAACACAGUUAAAGAAGUUGUUAUUUAGUGAGAAUUCAAUUAUUUUGGAAUUAUUAAAUGGUAAUUAUUUAAUGAUUAAUCAUUAUGGUAGAGAUGAAGAAAUUAGAGAUUAUUUUAAAAGUCAUCCAAAUGAAAAAGUUAUACAUGAUAAAACAUUAUCACAACCAGCAUUAAAAAAAAUAGAUAAUAGAAUAAUAACAACAGGAAUAUAUGAUGAAGAUACAAAAAAUGUAAGAUUUGAUUUUGAUUUUGAUAUUAAUACAAUGCCACUUAAACGAACAACAAGAUCAAGAAGAACACCCCAGAGAUACAUUAACUUGGAUACGAAUGUUGUUGAUUUAGAUGAUGAUGAUGAUGGUGAUGAUGAUGAUGAGAGCACAAAUUCUGGUUCUCUUUUUAAAGAUCAAGAUUUUGUCCCAUUUGAAACCCCAGCUAAUUUUUCACCACCAUUAGAAUAUACUUUUCCAGAUUCUAAAAAUUUUUCUAUUUCAUUUCAUGAUUUUCGUACAUUAUAUAAUAAUGAUUGGAUAAAUGAUAUGAUUAUGGAUUUUUGUAUAAAAUAUGAUAUUGAAAAAGCAAUAGAAGAAAAUAUAAUUAAACGAAAUGAAAUAUUUGCAUUUAAUUCAUUUUUUUACCCUAAAUUAAAAUCAAAUAAUUCAUAUUAUGAAAAUAUUAAAAGAUGGGUUUCAAAAAUUGAUUUAAUGAGUUUUUCAUAUAUUAUAAUUCCAAUAAUUGAAAAUUUACAUUGGUAUUGUUGUAUAAUUCGAAAUUUACCAAAUUUAUUAAAAUCAAUAAAAGAAGGAAAUGGGAAUGAAAAAAAAAUAUUUAGUGAAAUAUUUGUAUUUGAUUCACUUAGUGCUAAAAGAGAUAGUGUUAAAGAACCUUUAAAACGAUUUAUAAUUGAUUAUUGUAAAGAUAAGCAUAAUUUAAAUAUUGAAAAGGAUAGAAUUAGAGUUAUUCAUGCAAGAGUACCGCGACAAAAUAAUUUUAAUGAUUGUGGUAUUCAUGUUAUUUAUAAUGUUAGAAAAUGGUUAAAUAAUAUUAAUGAAUGUGAAUCAUUUUGGAAAAAACAUGGGGUAAAUAAUGUGCGAAGUGUAUUUAAAGCUGAAGAAAGAAAUAAAGAGAGGAAGUUGUGGAUUAAUAGAUUAUUAGAAUUACAUAAAAAACAAAAUCCAAUAAAUGAACAAGAAACAAGUAUUGAAAAAGAAGAAGAAAAAGAAGAAGAAAAAGAGAAACAAGAGAAGCAAGAUAAACAAGAGAAGCAAGAUAAACAAGAUAAACCGGAUGAAAAUAAUGAACAAGUUGAAAAAGAUGAAAUUGAAAAAGAAGAAACUAAAGAAGAAACUAAAAAAGAAACUAAAGAAGAAACUAAAAAAGAAGUUGAAUCAAGUGAAACUCUAGUCAAUGCAUUUCCAACUAUUCAAGAUGAUGAUGUGAUUGAAAUUCAUCAAGAAAGGAAUAUUAAUGAAUUAUCAGAUCCUGUAGAAUGUUAUGAGAAAAGAUUUUCAAAUAGUAGAUUAGAUGAUCAUUUUAAAUUUGAAAAAAUUGCAGAUCCAAUUAUAACAUAUUUGAAUGAAAUAUUUCCAAAAAAAUUAUUAUAUUUACCUAAGGGAUUAUUGAAUGAACUUUUAAAUGUAAUUAACACUAAUAAGGAUAAAUCAGAUAAUGAAUUAAUUGAAUCAAUUAAAUUUAAAUAUUUAGAAUGGUUAGAAUUAGAUGUUAGAAAAAAUUCAAGUAGUUGUUCAAAUGAUAUUAGACCUAAAUAUAGAGAAUUUAAUAUUUUAAAUGGUGUUAAUAAAAUGACAAUUGAUCCGAAAAAAUUUUAUCAAACUAAAAGUAAUAAUAAUGGAAAUAAUCAAAUUAAAAAUGAUAGAGAUUUCGAAUGUAGUAGUCGCAACAAAACAAAAGGUAGUCAAGAGAUUAUUGAAAUAGAAGAUGAUAAUAAUAAUAAUAAUAAUAAUAAUAAUAAUAAUAAUAAUAAUAAUAAUAAUAAAAAUAAAAUAGAUCAAGCAAAUGGUUCAAAAUCAACUACCCCGGAUUUUAUAGAUUUGAAAGAUUCACGAGGAACAAAUGAUGAGAAAAAAGUUCUAAAUAACGAUAUUAAAGAAAUUUACGCUAAUGACAAUAAUAAUGAUAAUGAUGAUUAUGAUUAUGAUGAUGAUGAUGAUGUAAUAAUGACAACGACUCCACCACCGCAUAAAUUAAAAAUUAACAAAUUUGAAUUAAAUAAUGAGAAAGAAGAAAAAGAAAAAGAAAAAGAAGAAGAAGUAAUUGACAUUAAAAAUAAAUUAUCAAAUGCUAGACAAAAAGCAAUUAUGAAUGAUUCAAAUUUGACUAAUGAUGAAAUUAAUGGAUAUAAUUCAAGUAAGAAGAGAAAAUUAAAUUAA